Callorhinchus milii (elephant shark) is the source of this 1569-nucleotide messenger RNA. It is a transcript of the gene amy2a, whose product is annotated as amylase alpha 2A. Bases 1 to 1539 code for a protein of 512 amino acids. Gene Ontology annotation, biological process: carbohydrate metabolic process. The record is from RefSeq and is a predicted model, not a curated record. Gene Ontology annotation, molecular function: alpha-amylase activity; cation binding. The transcript is spliced from 10 exons. NCBI's taxonomy places the organism in Eukaryota, Metazoa, Chordata, Chondrichthyes, Chimaeriformes, Callorhinchidae.
AUGAAGAUCUUGGCUCUGUUUGCGAUUCUCGGAGGGUGCUUGGCUCAGUUUGGCCCAAACACUUUGCCAGGACGAACAUCUAUUGUUCACCUAUUUGAAUGGCGUUGGAUAGACAUUGCUGCAGAAUGUGAGCGUUAUUUGGGACCUAAUGGUUUUGGAGGUGUUCAGAUUUCUCCACCAAAUGAAAAUAUCGUCCUUACUGACCCUUUUAGACCAUGGUGGGAAAGGUAUCAACCAAUUAGCUACAAACUUUGUUCAAGGUCAGGAACUGAAGAAGAGUUCCGAGAUAUGGUAACCAGAUGCAACAAUGUUGGGGUAUAUAUUUAUGUAGAUGCUGUAAUUAAUCACAUGUGUGGAGCUUCUGGAGGAUCUGGCACUCAUUCAACUUGUGGAACUUACUUUGAUGCAGCAACUGAAAGUUUUCCAAGUGUUCCAUACACUUCCUGGGAUUUCAAUGAUUCGAAAUGCAAAACUGCGAGUGGUAACAUUGAAAACUACAAUGACAAGUAUCAGGUUAGAGACUGCCGGCUUGUCAGUCUUCUUGACCUCGCUUUGGAAAAAGAUUACGUCCGAGACAAAGUCACAGAGUAUUUGAAUACUCUUAUUGAUGCUGGUGUAGCAGGAUUCCGAAUUGAUGCAACAAAGCAUAUGUGGCCUGGUGAUUUGAAAGUAGUGUUCAGUAAAUUGAAAAAUUUACCUACACGUUGGUUCAGCGAUGGCUCCAAACCUUUCAUUUUUCAAGAAGUGAUUGAUCUCGGUGGAGAGGGUAUUCAAGCGUCAGAAUAUUUUGACACUGGAUCUGUUACUGAAUUCAAACAUAGUGCCAAAUUGGGUUACGUGAUCCGCAAAUGGAAUGGAGAAAAAAUGGCUUAUUUAAGAAACUGGGGAGAAGGAUGGGCCUUCAUGCCUAAUGACAAAGCUUUGGUGUUUGUGGACAACCAUGACAAUCAACGAGGACAUGGUGCUGGAGGUUCUUCUGUACUUACGUUCUGGGAUUCCAGGCUUUACAAAAUUGCAAAUGCUUUCAUGCUUGCACAUCCGUAUGGCUUCACCCGUGUGAUGUCAAGUUUCCACUGGGACAGGUAUUUUGUUAAUGGAAAGGAUGUGAAUGACUGGAUGGGACCCCCAAGCCAUAGUGAUGGAUCAACUAAACCUGUCACCAUUAAUCCAGACACCACCUGUGGCAAUGGCUGGAUCUGUGAGCACAGAUGGCGUCAGAUCAAGAACAUGGUUAUCUUCCGUAAUGUGGUGGAUGGCACGGCAUUUGAAAACUGGUGGGACAAUGGAAACAAUCAAAUUGCUUUUGGACGUGGAAAUAAAGGCUUCCUUGCCAUUAACAAUGAUGACUUGAACAUGAAUGUAACCCUACAGACUGGUCUCCCUGGUGGCACUUACUGCGAUGUCAUCUCAGGACAAAAGGAAAAUGGAAGCUGCACUGGGCUUCAGAUCAUUGUUGAGGAUAAUGGAAACGCUCACUUCACAAUCAGCAAUACUGCAGAAGAUCCAAUGGUGGCCAUUCAUGUCAAUGCAAAACUGUAAUUAAAUUCACCAAUGAGGCAGGUAUAUUAA